CUUUGCGCAGACGUCAGUAGGAAAAGUAGUCGAUCACGCAUCAGCCAUCUGAGGCUCUUGUUGGUGGAAAGCUUAAUCAUCAUGGUAAGGAUGGAAGAAGUUAUAUAAUAUCUACGAUGUAUCAAAAGUGAAUGCAAACGUAAUUAUUAAAUGCAACAGAAAUAUCUGUUAUCUGUAGUCGGAUAGAAAGGCUACCUAGCUAGCUAGUUAUCCAUAGCAAUGAGUAAGCCUUUAGUUAAGCUAACUAGCUACGCUGCCGUACCGAUAAAAAAAAAGAUAAUGAAAUAGAAUGUGUAGCUAGUUAGGCCAACAACAAAUGCUAUGGCUGCAUCCCUAACCUGUGACUAUCCCAUAUUUUGUGUAGAAUACGAUAGUAUUGGCUAACUUCUUGCUUAAUGUUAUUGGACAUAGCUAACGUGUUAAUCAAUGGGAGUAGCUAGCUAACUAAUGUUAGCCAUUCAGCUAGCUAGCUAGCUACCUAAAUUACUUGUUCACAACUUCAAGUCAAACUUCUGGUGUGAAGACCAAGCUGUGUUACUAGCUAGUUAGUUAAAUCAGCGCUAACUAGCUAGUUAAAUCACCGCUGCUUUAGCUAAGUAAUUGCCUUGGUAAAGACACGUUAAGAUGUAACUGUUACCAUCAAAGUGGGCUUUGGGCAACCAACAAAAAUAUAAACAAUGGAGCAAUAAUGCAUCCCAUGAUAACGUUUUCACAUGCAAAUGGACUUGAUUUCUAUUAUGUAGUCAAUGAUGACAUACUGUGCUAUGACGAUAGCAACUUUUGUAUUUUUGUUAGUUCCGCAACCAGUAUGACAACGAUGUCACAGUUUGGAGUCCACAGGUAAGAGUCUGCAAAUACUGGUAACAUAACAGUUAGCAAUUUCAGCUGCAAUAUUUGUGACUGUUAUAACAGGUCAUUGUCUUGUUUCAGGGGCGUAUUCAUCAGAUUGAAUAUGCUAUGGAAGCAGUGAAACAAGGAUCUGCCACAGUGGGUCUGAAAUCUCGCAGUCAUGCUGUACUUGUGGCUCUGAAGGUACAAUUUACAUUGAUUUUACAUUUGCAUAGUGUAAAAGUAGUCUAUUUUUAAUUCUAAUUGUGUGUUCUUGUCCAGAGAGCUCAGUCAGAGUUGGCCGCCCAUCAGAAGAAAAUUCUACACGUCGACAGCCAUAUUGGCAUCUCCAUUGCUGGCCUCACUGCUGAUGCAAGGCUACUCUGGUAAGAGAGAAUCUGUUGUGCAUGGUUUUUCAUAUUCUUAAAGAGAAUUAGAAAGGGUUUUUAUGACUGGAGUUAACACUUCUCUCUUCCAUCAUACUCCUUCAGCAACUUUAUGCGUCAGGAGUGCCUGGACUCCAGGUUUGUGUUUGAUCGGCCUCUCCCUGUGUCCCGCUUGGUCACACUGAUUGGAAGCAGUAUCCUUUUACCACAAAUGUUUUAGUUUUUAUGAUGCUGAAUGUUUGAGUUGCAAUGGUGUAAUAACUUUUCAAAUGGCCAAUACAGACACAAUUCAUGCUACACACAGACAAUCCACCUUGACCUAGCACUCAGAAACCCAGAUCCCUACACAGAGAUAUGGAAGAAGGCCUUAUGGUGUGGGACUGCUCAUCGCAGGAUAUGAUGUAAGAUAUGUUUUGGUUGGUUUGUCCUGCUAUAAAUAUUAGUGGAAUAGUAUGUCAUAUCUAAUAUUGUCUGUCUCUUCUAGGAUAUGGGGCCACACAUUUUCCAGACCUGCCCCUCUGCCAACUACUUUGAUUGCAAGGCCAUGUCCAUAGGGGCCCGCUCCCAGUCUGCACGUACCUACCUGGAAAGAAACAUGGACGCUUUUUUCAACUGUGAGUAUUUUAUGCCCUUUCUUCUCUGCUUCUCAGGAACUGAUGUAAGCACGUUGUAAAGCUUUUGUUCUGUCUUGUAGGUGAACUGAAUGACCUGGUUCAACAUGGCCUACGGGGACUGAGGGAAACUCUACCUGCAGAACAAGAUCUUACCACAAAGGUAAACCUUAAGCUUACUGUAAGCUCUAUGGCAACACAAGAUUCGGAGCGUAGCGCAGUGUUGCAAUAUCGUUUUUCAUCACAAAAGGGGAGUCUCCUUGUAAAACGCUCCGGCAUUCGACUUACUUUUCUACUACCUGAAAAUUGAGGGGCAGUGUUGUCGCUUGGUUCCUUGAUCCGAUCUAUAGGCUAUAUAGGCUAUUCAUCAAAGUCGCCUAUUUUGCAUUGAUAACCAAACAACAAGAAUCCACCCAAAAAGGUAUUUUGUUUAGAAGUUAUAACUAUCAGGCUGUUGUGAAAUGGUAGAACCUGCUGUAGCCAACUAGCUAGCCAUGUGCUUUUUUCUCUGUGACCAAAACAUGUUCUGUUUUUAGCUGAUAUGGGAAUUAAUACACAAGCAGCAUAUCAAACUGGGAUAAUGUUUUGGGUUACACUUAGUGAUGUUACGUUUGAUGCCUGAGCUCCGAGGCAUGCGUCAGAAUUGUUAAGCAGUGUACUUCGAAGCAGUGUGCCGAUGCCAGUAUCACUUUAUCAGAAGCAUGUGAUCAAUGACAGUCGAAGCUUCAUUUCGUCGAACAACCACCUGAUUGGUUUGGUAGAAGACAAAAAGGCUACGCUGCGCACACGCUACGGGGUGUGGGACGUCGUCUUUAAUCAUUUAUUUUGACCAGCAGGCGCCACUAGUGUACACUGUGUUGAUCAAAGCCUCGAGUAAUGAACCUAUUUCACAAAAUGUUCUGGAAAACCUCAGCUUCAGGAAGCUUUGUUUCCCCAUCAGUAGUUACACCUGCAAGUAUACGGAUAUUUGCUAGGGCAUAUGUUUUAAUUAUAAAUCGGAUUAUUUCAGAUUGUGGAGAUGUGGGAAGUUAAAAGGCUAGCUAGCUUACUAUGUUUAAAGUCAACUAGCCAGAAAAAGGUUGCUAUCGCCCCUUUGUGAAUGGGAGGGGAACCGGCGAGGAUGUCAUGUUACCAAAAGGUGUCCGCUGCUCCAAACAUCCCACUCCACCCACAUGCACGUAGAUCAACCGAGUGAAGCUUGUAGUAACCUGAAGACUUUUACGUCAGGCUACUGUCCAAUUAUCUACUCCCCACCCUGUGCUUUCAUUCGGUCCUCCUGAUGGGAUGGAUAUAACUACUAUGUGAAAACACCUUCUAGCCAUGCUUACACUAAUCCAGUACUUUUAAAUGUGUGAGGGUUUCAGAGAGAAGGGUAGGGGAUCAGAACACAACUUAAAGCACAGAUUGACAACUUACUGUCUGCCCUUUUAGAAUGUGUCCAUCGGGAUUGUUGGCAAGGAUAUGGAGUUCACCAUUUACGAUGAUGACGAUGUGGCAUCAUUCCUUGAAGGCCUUGAGGAGAGGCCACAGAGAAGGGUAAAGAACAAUUUGGCAAAUUUUGAAUUAAAAUAUUUUCUCUCAGAGGAAACUUGUCAAGAGGAACGGUUAUUGCCUUAAUAAGAUUCUUGACGGUACAUUAUUCAGUUAUCUCCAAACCUGACAAUGCCCAUGCCUUGUCCUCUUGUUGUGCUGCAGGUUGCCCAGCCAGAUGACGAGCCGGCAGCAGAGAAGCCAGACGAGCCCAUGGAGCUC
Coregonus sp. 'balchen' is the source of this 3577-nucleotide messenger RNA. Lineage: Eukaryota; Metazoa; Chordata; Actinopteri; Salmoniformes; Salmonidae. The record is from the annotation of a GenBank genome assembly.